UCCUUAUGUCAACCCUGCCCUCAUGUCACAGUAAACAAAGCAGGUGAGGAGUAGGGGGAGGUGUCCUCUGUGUCUUCCUCUCUCUGUGUGUGUGUGUGCUGCACUUGCGCCCAGGCAGCCUCCCUCACCGCCUCCCGGCCCGGUCUGCCUCCUCUCUCCCUGCUAACCACGGCUGUUCACACUUCUAUAACCACCAUCGAAACUACAGCAACAUGGUGAACUUCCAAGGUUCCUUUCUCGAGUAAAAAUGUGGACGUUUGACAACUAGUGAAGCUCCACCUGUGCCGCGGGGAAAUGCAGGACGAAAGCGGCAAAGCGGCACUCGGGAGCCCCGCAAACACAAAGCAGAACUCAUUCCAAUCGAACGGACACACUGUAACUCAGAAUGGACACAACCCCACAGCUCCGGCUUCACCACAGCCCCAGUUUGAUUCCCGAGCCUCCAGUCCUACACCCACUCCCACCCCGGUUAUCCCGAGGGAGCAGUGGGGCGGGAAGUACGAGUUCCUGCUCUCCUGUAUUGGGUACUGCGUGGGACUGGGGAACGUGUGGCGGUUCCCAUACCUUUGUUACCGCAAUGGAGGAGGAGUGUUUCUCAUCCCUUACUUCAUAAUGCUCUUCUUUACUGGCGUCCCACUCUUCCUCAUGGAGCUGAGUUUAGGCCAGUAUGGAGCAGCUGGUCCAAUCACUGUGUGGAAAUGCUGCCCGCUGCUCAAAGGUAUUGGCAUUGGGAUGCUGUGCGUGUCCACUCUGGUCUGUCUCUACUACAACGUCAUCAUAGCAUGGACGUUUUUCUACCUGGGCAGCUCGUUUCAGAGCCCCCUCCCCUGGUCCUGUGAUGCUAUAGCUAAUGCAGCUAUAUGUGGCAAUGGCACCACUGGCAAUGGCUCCAGCAGUAGACUCAGUCCCUCUGAAAUCUUCUGGAAUGAGCGUGUGCUGGGUGUAGUACACAGCGAGGGUCUCCACAACCCGGGCCCUGUGCGGUGGCCCCUGGCUCUGUGCCUGCUGGCCGCCUGGGUCGUCAUCUUCCUGUGUAUGCUGAAGGGCAUCCGCAGCUCUGGCAAGGUGGUUUAUGUAACGGCAACCUUCCCGUACUUUGUGCUCAUUGUUUUGAUCAUCAGAGGUGCGACACUGGAAGGAUCUAUGCAGGGCAUUGCUUUCUACCUCACACCAGACUGGAGCCGAUUAGCUAACGCACAGGUUUGGAACGAUGCAGCCUCACAGAUCUUCUACUCUUUAGGUAUAGGAGUUGGCGGUCUGCUCUCUAUGGCCUCAUACAAUAAGUUUGACAAUAACGUCAUCAGGGACACUUUGAUUAUCACCACAGGAAACUGCAGCACCAGCUUCUUUGCUGGAUUUGCUAUUUUCUCAAUCCUGGGUCACAUGGCAUGGAAGAAGGGGGUGCCUGUGGGAGAGGUGGCUGAUACAGGUCCUGGGCUGGCCUUUGUUGCUUACCCAGAAGCCCUUGCUCUGCUGCCUGGCUCUGUGUUCUGGUCCAUCAUGUUCUUCCUCAUGCUCUUCAUGCUGGGGAUUGACACACUGUUUGGCAACAUGGAGGGGAUCACUACAGCCGUGAUGGACGAGUUUCCACAGCUCAGAGUGAACACGCUGCACAAGUCGUUGUUCCUGGGUGCUCUGUGUUUCUGUUUCUACCUGAUGGGUCUCCUGUUGGUGACUGAUGGUGGGAUUUACUGGUUCACCCUCAUUGACUCCUUCAGCACUAGUUUCGGCCUCAUCAUCAUCACCCUCUUCAUGUGCAUUGGCAUCUCCUUCUUUUAUGGAGUGAACCAGUUCUGUCAGGACAUCAUUGAUAUGAUCUGCCACUGCCCUCCCUGGUGCAGCAAGGUGCUGCUUUACUUCAAAGCAUGCUGGGUAGUCAUCACUCCGUUUCUGCUGCUGUUCAUCCUGACCUACAUCUUCAUUGAGAUGUACAACACAUCACUCCACUACGGGGCCUAUGUGUAUCCACGGUGGGGUAAAGCACUGGGCGUGUGCAUAGGAGCGACCUGCUGUCUGCAGAUCCUCAUCUGGGCCAUCGUGGCCAUCAGCAAAGAAACCGGAACACUGAAAGACCGUUUCCGGAAAUCAAUUCGACCUCUGAAUUCUUGGCGGGUGAACAACCUGAACAGCGCAGCAAGAGUGGAGGAGCGCGUGGAGCCCGAGAGGGUGGAGGCUCCGUUCACGGUCACGCUAACAGACAUGGACUUUACUGCAAUGAGGUGGGAGAUGGGAAGCGAGGCGUGACAGCACAGAGAACAGUGACAAACGCACAAUGAUGAGAAUACUACAUCUUCAAGGAACAGAAGGAUUUAUUACUAUGUAUUCGCCCCAGCAAGGCUCUGGUGAUGUGUGUGAACAGACUUUGUCCUGCAGCGCAGUGUGGAUUCAUCGCUUUAUUUAUAUUGUGUCUGUUUGAUUUGUUUUUUUUAAGCUUUUUAUUUUACAUUAUGUAGAGCUUAACGGUAAAGCUCCUACAGUAGGAGUCUACCACGACUCUGGAAUGAUGAUGAUCUUGCCGUUUAUCUACUGAUCUUAUUUAUUAUUUUAACAAAGCAUCAUGAACCUCCGCUGACAGAGGCCAACAUCAGCUGAGGCACCAGAUUUCAUUAAUCAUAUACUAGGGGGGACAAAAACGUGUGUUGAUUUCUCACUGCUACAUCCAACCACCUCUGAUAGACCUGGAGAGGUGACCUCAAGUCUUCAGCCUGACAGAAAAAUAAUGGGGAUGACACCAUUUUUUAACAACUUAUUGCUCAAAUCGCCUGAGCUAAUAUAUUGAUUUAAAAAAACAUGCCAAAUAUUCUUCACAUGUUCCUCUGAAAUCAGAUAUCUUGUUUGAAUGAUUUCCUAGAAUGGAUAAAGUGUAGCAAGGUUUGUGCUUACGAGACAUUGUCAUCUUAACAGCUGCAGUAUACAGUUCAAGUGUAUUUUAGAUGGGAUUUUAAAAUUAACUUCAAGUUUCAAACUAUCCUUUGUUGUUUUAGGGGAAAAAACAACAAGAAACAAUAGAUACGCUGGUUUUAGGUUUAUGUUUACUGUUACUUGAUUUUGACAGUCCUCUUGGAAUAUCCUCCUUUACUUUUCUAAACACAAAACCCUCCCAAAGGAACCGGAAAUCAUUGGUUUAAUGUUUAAUAUUUGGAGGUACUCAUCUGCUAUAUGUAUUAUCCAACCAGGGACAUGGUUAUUGUCAUGGUAUAAAUCUUGCCAACAUUUCUCACAACUUUCUGAGCCCCUUCUUAAAUGUGAAUGUUGAAAUUUGAUUGACAAAGUUGUAUUAGCACUUAAUUAAGAAAUGUAAUGGGACUGUAAAAAUCUCUGUAUUUUUACUGCACUAUGUGCUAGAUAAACCACUGGGUCACUGUAUUUUUUCUUUAAAGCAUUCUGCUUUGAACAUUCCAUUUUCCUUUGUUUUAGGAUUAUUUGCCUUGUCAAGAAAGUCCUCUAAUAUUUACUAUUUUUGCCUUUGUACACCUUGUUGCCCUGUCGUGUCUGUGCGUUAUGUGCGUAAUAUAUUAAAUAUUUUUGUUUUUUCAUGUC
This is a messenger RNA of Notolabrus celidotus (New Zealand spotty), 3540 nucleotides long. RefSeq names its product solute carrier family 6 member 7 (gene slc6a7). The transcript has 14 exons. Gene Ontology annotation, cellular component: membrane. Gene Ontology annotation, molecular function: L-proline transmembrane transporter activity. The record is from RefSeq and is a predicted model, not a curated record. NCBI's taxonomy places the organism in Eukaryota, Metazoa, Chordata, Actinopteri, Labriformes, Labridae. Gene Ontology annotation, biological process: sodium ion transmembrane transport. Bases 295 to 2244 code for a protein of 649 amino acids.